This is a messenger RNA of Oppia nitens, 1041 nucleotides long. RefSeq lists its product as uncharacterized. Lineage: Eukaryota; Metazoa; Arthropoda; Arachnida; Sarcoptiformes; Oppiidae. The record is from RefSeq and is a predicted model, not a curated record. The coding region runs from base 112 to 1017 and encodes 301 amino acids. The transcript is spliced from 4 exons.
UAGGUUUAAUGUUUUAGUAAUAUUUUAGUAUUGUUUUAAAAAAUAAAUUCAUAAUUCAAUUGUUUCUAAAUAUUAUUGUAUUUAAGUAUAAUACUAAUAAUUGUAGUAAUAAUGGAAACAAUUAUAAAAUUAAUAUUAUUGAUAUGCUUUGUUCAAUUGGUUGUAUGUGAUGAUCCAAAAGUAAAUAAUGCAACUCUAAGUUAUGAAGAGACAACUUAUACCGGAGACAGAAAAAUUAAACUAAGUUGUGAUACGACAACAGCUGAUGGAAAACCAGUCAAUUAUAUUAUAUUUGGACGAAAAAUUGGAGAAAGUCAUACAACAUUUGCUAAAUUAUACAGCGAUGGUAAAGUUAAUGAAACAACUGAUAUUGCUGGUGUGAAAAAAGAGAACAUUACCGCUGUAGACAAUAAAACAAUAUAUUUGAGUGCACUCGAUAAACUUGAAGAUGCAAACUUUGAAUGUAGUUUUUUCCAGCAAACAACACAAGGUCCUUGGUCAAAAGAUAUUAGCGUACGUGCAAAAUUUGAAACUGUUAAAUUUACGCCAACGUUUGAAAAGGAUCGUAAAGAUAAUACCUUCAAAAAAGACGAUAAAGUGGUAGCCGUUUGCAACUAUGAAUUAAGACAAGAUAGUACUAAAUUGAUCAAGGUACAUUUCAAAAAGGGUGAAAAAGAAAUUUUUUCCUACGAUAAUAGUACAGCUGCGGGUAACCAAACGGAUACUGAAAACUAUGAUAAGGACUCGAUUAAGUUGGACACCGCUAACACUAAUAAACCCAAUAUCAACGGCACAGGAAAAGUAACCAUUAAUAUCGAGAAGGCUAAGGACAAGGCUCAGGGAGACUAUACCUGUGACAUACAGUUCAGAUUGAAUGGAUGGGCCGAUGAUAAGUCCGAAACUCGCACUUCAGACAAAGUUAGCAUCAAAUAUGACGGCAGUGGUGCCGGUGCUGUGUUCGCCUCAAUCACUACUAUUGCCAUUUCAAUGAUGGCUUUCCUUAAAAUUUACUAUUAAUUUCAAUAAAAUUAUUUAAUUAGU